Molecule: messenger RNA, 1092 nt
Organism: Ceraceosorus guamensis
Lineage: Eukaryota; Fungi; Basidiomycota; Exobasidiomycetes; Ceraceosorales; Ceraceosoraceae
Exons: 2
Coding region: 1-1092 (363 amino acids)
Molecular function (GO): protein binding
Source: RefSeq, a predicted model, not a curated record
AUGAUCCCUUUGCCAGGUCCGGGCAAACGAGGCAUGGACGCACCACGCGUCGAAGCGUCUGGCUCUGGUUGGCAGGACGGAUCAUCAUCGCUCGCACUGGCUGUUGAGCCCUACGAUGCCAAUGUCGCGUACGCUUCAAAGGCUUUCGCCGAGCUGACCAUGAUGGAGCAGGUGCACGCUCGACGAUCUCUUGCGAGCAUGGGCGAUGAGUCCAGCAGUAGCACUCGCGCUCCACCAUCGCCCCAUCUAUACAGACGCAGCUCUUCUCCACCCGCCAUGAACACUCGUGCUCGCACCGCCGCUUCUUCCAGCUCGAGCGCUCAGCAAGCACAAUGGAGAGGUGACCAAUCUCGAAAAAAUCAAACACGCGUCAGAGAAGAUCAUCGUUCGAGGAGAGCUACUUCGCUCGCUCCUCGUUCCAGCCUCUUCACGCCUCGCCCUGCUCGUCAGCCCAACAUGCAACGCAUGACGGACAAGCAAUUGCAAGAAGUCAUCGAUCGGAACGAAUCGUUGAUGGCUCGAUUGGAAGUGAGCAAGGUGCUGAGCGAAGAGGAUAAGAGUAGGAUCGAGGAAGAUACGCAAAGAGCUAGGGAUCUAUUGAGCUUCAAGAGAGAAGCUUCGAUCAGUGGAGAGAUGGACUCGUUGAGCUUGGAGCGGCCAGCAGCACAGUCGCAUAGCGAACCGUCCACACCGACGCUCCAUUCGCCCACGGAAGAUAGAGCGUCUGCACAACCUGCCCCCAGAUAUACGACGCGCGCGAGGAGGUUUUUACAAAAGCAGGAUAGGGAGGACGAGUUGGUGGAAUCGACGACAGCUCGCAAGUCCAGGGUACAGAUCUUGACUUCGACGGAAGCCGCUGCGCUGGAAGCUGAAGCGCAAGAAGCUUUGCAAGCGAUCGAAGAGGAGAGGAUGGAGCUGGCUACGCGCAGAGUUCUUGAGAGACUCAGCUUGGCUGGUCGUGGGCCUUCGUCAGAAGCGAAUGCACAGGCUGCACGUCAAGAUGAAGAUGAAGAUGGGGCUGACGACGACGAUGACGAUGAUGAUGAUGAUGAGGAGGAGGAGGAGGAGGACGAGGAGCCAGAGAUGGGCUGA